This is a messenger RNA of Colletotrichum gloeosporioides, 1626 nucleotides long. RefSeq lists its product as uncharacterized. Gene Ontology annotation, biological process: transmembrane transport. NCBI's taxonomy places the organism in Eukaryota, Fungi, Ascomycota, Sordariomycetes, Glomerellales, Glomerellaceae. Gene Ontology annotation, cellular component: membrane. The coding region runs from base 1 to 1626 and encodes 541 amino acids. Gene Ontology annotation, molecular function: transmembrane transporter activity. The transcript is spliced from 9 exons. The record is from RefSeq and is a predicted model, not a curated record.
AUGUCGCAAGUUGAAACCUCUAGCGACCAUCUUCCUCAUACCUUUGGGUUAUGGAGUGGAAUCAGCAUAGGAUGGCUGACUCUGAACGUCUUCGGUGGCAUGUCCUUUAUCCUCUUCGUUGGGCUUUCUGCGGGAGGUAUUCCAGCCAUUCUUUACGGCUUUAUCGGUUCUAGUAUCUGCGUACUAUGCAUCAUCCUUACCUUUGCGCAGUGCGCCGCUCGAUACUCUACCGCAGGGGGUGCCUACCACUAUGCGACCUUCUUGAUACCUGAGAAGUACCGCCGCCAAUGUGCCUAUCCUCUCGGAUGGCUCAACUACUGUGGCUGGGUCUUGACGCAUGCUGCUUGCUGUGCCAUCGUCGCGACAUUGACCCUGGCGCUGGUCAACCUAUGCCGGCCCGAAUUCGACGUGACUACAAGAUGGCAGUUGUUCUUGGUGUAUCUGGCAAUGGUGUUCGGAUGUUGGCUGAUCAACCUAUUCGGGCUAAGGGGAAUUCCUACCCUCGAGCUCGUCGGAUGCUGGGCUACAGUGUUCGUGUUUGUAGCAUACACAAUUGCCCUCCUCGUCAAAGCCCCAAAAGCCACGCCACAUUCUGUGUUCGUUCAGACGAACAAUGAUACGGGGUAUUCUUCCACGGGCUUUGCUAUUCUGUUGGGUUUAUUCAACAGUUUCUCUACGUUGAUGGGCCUCGACUGCCCCACGCACUUGGCCGAAGAAGUCAAGAAUCCGAAAAAGGUCAUCCCUAGGAUUCUUCUGAUUGUCAUUAUCUCACAAUUCUUCGUUGGGGUUGUUUGGAUUCUUGUCCUGGGCUUCUCUAUCAGCGACCUGCCCACCAUCAUCGCAAGCCCCACUGGUGUUCCAAUCCUCGAACUGAUUAGACUCGGUACCGGAAGCGAUGCUGCGGCGAUUGUGUUUUGCAUCAUUCUCAUCAUCAACCAAGGAGCCUCUGCGCUCGGAAGCGCCGUGACGAUGAGCCGGCAAGGAUACGCUUUUGCCCGAGAUGGAGGACUGUUUUGGAACCACAAACUUACUGAACUGUCGCCCCGAACUCAGCUUCCAGUUUGGUCCAUCCACGUGCCCGCAGCCCUGGUCGCUCUGGUUGGUUUGAUUUACUUAUUCUCGAACGCCGCCUUCAACGCAAUUAUUGGUUCGCAAGCGGUUUGCAUGAUCAUCAGUUUCGGUAUGAGUGACCACCGACCGUUUGGAAAUCAACACUUACGAGGAACAGGAUGCCCAGCGCUCAUCAUGCUGCUGACGAAGAACUCAACCUUGCCAGAAAGCAAGAGCUGGAACUUUGGCCGAUUUUCAACGCCUAUCUACGUUGUUUCCUCCUUAUACUCGCUUCUGGUUGUCAUAGUUGCUCUCAUCCCCCAGGUUCACCCGGUCACAACGUUGACCAUGAACUACACGAGCUUGAUAAUGGGAGUCUUUGGUAUUGCCAUGACAGUGGCAUGGUUCUCGGAGGGCCGAAGGCUUUUCUCGCCGCCAACGUACCACGAGAUUGGGUUGACUGUGGUGGAUGGCUUAUCGUUCAGCGAAGGACAGGACGAGGAAACUGGAGAGAAACGUGGAGGACAAGUAAAGGUCGGAGAUGGACAGCAGUUUGUCAGCGAGGCAAUGACGUGA